Molecule: messenger RNA, 2223 nt
Organism: Varroa destructor (honeybee mite)
Lineage: Eukaryota; Metazoa; Arthropoda; Arachnida; Mesostigmata; Varroidae
Source: RefSeq, a predicted model, not a curated record
GUAAAGUAGCGGGCGAACGAUGUGCAGGCAUUCGAAUCGCGGGAACUGCUACACUAAGUUUCCUCCAGACGGAACUGCAGUAAAAUAGAAUCUCUGUUACAGAUACUGCAGGCCAAAUGAGACCAGAUCAACGGGGCGCCUCUGGUGCGCCGAUCGCCUUGGAAAGUCAAUGCAUUCGCAGAAUCCUUUAGAUUUUUAAUGCUAUAAACAAUCGACGUCUUAACAACGAUGUGUUAGUAUCAAGCUCUUGUCCUUGACACGGCGAAACCGGACAAGGCUAACUGGCCUAAUAUUGUUAUUUGCAUCGACUAUGUGCAUAUCGUGAACGACACACCAGGCUCAGGUCAACUAUUUGCUAGUUUGUGACUAAUUACGAGCCCUUGUCACCGUCUUCAGUAAGCGACUUUUGACCCGAUGUCCUCAACGGCUGGGAUUCGCCUCAUGGCUUACAGCUCAUCAAAUGACCACUAGGUUAGAAAAUAUCCGUGCCAGUCGAAGAGCCUUAUUGGUUACCGCAUAUCAAGCGAAAUCAUACACGGUAGGAGACUGGCUUCUGGUGUACGUUUAUCUGUCAACAGCAGCGAUCAUGAAGUUUAUCGGAAGAGGCGGCGCCCCAGGGGAAAAGCCAGGAGGAAAGCCGAAUAAAGAAAAAAAGAAAAAAGCGUCUGCGAAGGCAUCGCCGAACAAGGAGGAUUUUGAUUUUGUCGUCGAAACCAAAGCAGUACUACCAAGUAAACUGUCCGUAGAAACCAAAAAUAGUUCGGAAGACGAGGAGGUCAGUAAACGUGAGCAGCCUCCUGCUGAGGAGAAAAAACUAUCUGAGCCUAAGAAAAAAACAAAAUCUAUAAGACCCAUGCGGCGUGAGUCAUAUGACAAGCUUCCAAUUCGAGAUUAUUCAAUAUGUCUCUUACCGGCGAUUUUUCCGCCGUUACCCUCUUUUGAACCGCCGGAUAAGAGUCCACAGACGACUCCGAAAUCGAAGCGGUCUGUCCGUCGCUCUGUGCGUCGAUCGCUCAUCAUCAAAUUCGCAAGGCGGUCGGCAGCUAAGUCGGACAAGCCUGUUGUAAAGGUGGCCAAGUCUGCCAAGGUGGCCAAGUCUGCCAAGGUGGCCAAGUCUGCCAAGGUGGCCAAGUCUGCCAAGUCGGCCAAGUCGGCCAAGGUGGCCAAGUCGGCCAAGGUGGCCAAGUCGGCCAAGGUGGCAGUACCUGCGGCACUGGGAACGUCAUCUCAGGUGAAGGUCGUACUAACGGAGCAAGUACCAGCUAAGGAGCCGGUAACGUUAGACGAACCAGCAAAACCGAUAGAGUCGGUACAGCAACCUCAAUCGCCUACUUCAGCUUCCACUGAACUGACAGAAUUACUCAUCCAGCCAUUGAAGGCGCACAUCGACGAGUUACCUUCCGAUCAAUCGAUUACGGCAUCACCUGACUCACCACCCCAAGUGUCUACGGAGAGUUCAUCCCAGUCCGGUGAAGCAGCAGAAGCAAUACUUAUAGAGCCUGCAAGUACGAAGGAAUCGCCUCCAGCUCCGCCUCCUGUUAUUCCUAAGGGUCAGAAAGGGCUUGGGCCGAUUACGAAAGGCGUAACGGCACCCAAAGGUUCGGAAGAGAAGAAAGAGGACACACCCUCAUUAAAAAAGAAAGCCCUAGUAUCACCGGGCAAAAAACAUGUGAAAAGUAAAGGUCCGAAGAUCGUCGUUCUUCAAGUUACUCGCGCGCUUUUCACUUUCCCGGGUUACCCCCUGACUAAGAUACGACGUCAGGCCGAUUUUGGUAACGCUGAUACAUUUUCGUCUGGUUAAGUUGUGACUCUAGCCCUGAAUGAGAUUCACGGUAAAAUCAAGCCAAAAUAGCUGUGCGUCUAUAAAAUGUUGUGAAAAUGUUACCUAUCAUUCUAAUUCAUACCGAGAACGAGAAAAAAAUUAUCUUCUUCGCGAUGAACAGUAGUUGCAAGACCAAUCGAAGAUAAACAAAUCAUUAUUACUACUUUACGCUUGCGGCUAAACAGACGACAUUGAUUUAUGAAGAAUCAUGUGUUAACCAGUGGUAACAUUGUGUCAAUUUAUGUGAAGCAUUAGAAGGACGUGUUUAACCGAGGAAGCCUAUCUUGGCCGUAGGUCUUCGUUCUUUUAAAUGGAAUAGAUUUAAAAUGGCGGACCUCUGGAAGGGAACGCUUGGUAAUCCACAUGAAGGUUUUGGCUACCUACGAGUGUGAACUGGUUGA